AUGGGGACCCUCAGCUGCGACCCAGCGGCCAGGCUGGCCUCAGUGCCCGUGGCCCGACGGGUGGCUGAGGGCCACAUUCCGGAGACCGGGCUGAGGAAGUCCUGUGGGAUGGCCACCCUGGAGAAUGGCUCCGGACCUGGCCUGUACAUCCUUCCAUCCACCGUUGGCUAUGUCAAUCACGAUUGCACCAAGGUAGCCAGUCCCGCCUACUCGCUCGCUCGGAGGCCCAGUGAAGCACCUCUUCAGGAUUCCAGCCCAGGACCUGUCUAUUUCUUGGACCCCAAAGUUACUCGAUUUGGCCGUAGCUGUCCCCCUGCCUACUCCAUGCAGGGCCGGGGCAAGGUUCGAGGUCUGGAGGUGACACCAGGCCCUGGGGCCUACAGCCCAGAGAAAGCGCCCCCGGUACGCCAGCGGAACCCCCCAGCUUUCACUCUGGGCUCCCGUCUCCGACAGAAGCCCCCGGACGCCUCUGUUCCCGCCCCCAAUGCCUACACCAUGCCACCCCUCUGGGGGUCACAGAUCUUUAUCAAGCCUAGCAGCCCCAGUUACACAGUUGUGGGCCGCACGCCCCCAGCACGCCCCCCUCAGGAUCCCUCAGAGAUUCCAGGCCCUGGGCAGUACGAGAGUCCUGACCCCAACACCUACCGACAGCGUAGGCCGGCCUUCAGCACUGGGAGACCCCGAACCCCGCGGCCCCUGGAGGAGACACCUGGUCCUGGUACCCACAACCCAGAACAGGUCACCGUGAAUCGGGCCCGGGCUCCAGCAUACACCAUGGGCAUCCGUCAUUCAAAGCGGGCAUCUACCAUGGCAGGGUACACCAAAUACUGAUGGCUGCCCGGCACAGGGAGCUGGGGCCCUUUCUGGGCCUAGCUUCUUCAGAAUGGGGCAAAGAGGUGCCUCCCUCCCCUUCUGCAGUCCGAGGUCCUUGGAGGCCACUUGAUCUCUCUGUCCCUGGCGCCUGUGACCCAAGGCCCCAUCCAGGGUGAGGGUGAGCCUCCCUCCAGGGCCCCAGUUUCUUUUCCCAGGUCAAGCCAGGCCAGGGAGAAGUGUCCCUUCCCCUGGCUGGACAGGGAGCUGUGUGUCCUAGAAUUCAACAUCUAGGCCACUUGGGUUUCUGCAGAUGAGGCAGGAGACUUCUCCUGGAGGUGGCCCUGAUGCCUCUGCCCUCUCUACACCACCCUCUAGAGUUGCUUGCCAAUAAAUCGCCCACCAACAGCUGGCA
Messenger RNA from Peromyscus leucopus (white-footed mouse), 1225 nucleotides. RefSeq names its product outer dense fiber of sperm tails 3 like 2 (gene Cimap1d). The record is from RefSeq and is a predicted model, not a curated record. Lineage: Eukaryota; Metazoa; Chordata; Mammalia; Rodentia; Cricetidae. Gene Ontology annotation, cellular component: cytoskeleton; cytoplasmic microtubule.